AAUGUUUUGCUUCAUGUGGUUCAAAUCGACCGUGUUAUUUGAGAAUCUGGUGUCUUUUUGGGAUACUUACACAUAAACAUUUUGGUUCUAAGGGCAUGCAAUAAGUUCGUACAUCGAGAUAAUAUCAUGGUUAGCAUCGGACGACCAACACUUAGGUGCGGAGCAAAUGGAUAAUUUUAUAACAAUUAUGUAAAACAUUAGAGAAUAAUAAUGUAUGCUGAUAAGAUUCAACCGCCGAAAAAACUGAGUACGAUUACUCAGCGGUACAGCUACGCUAUUCUCCCGCCCGUUCCGCCCUCCGCCACCGCCCCCACCAGCGCAGCCACAGACCCUUUUUCCACGCUGCAGCAAGACCAUCCUUCGGUAAGCCUCCUGGACCGAAGGCAGCUGAAGGAGAAGCGGGCGAGGAAGAGAAACGGAAGUGGGAAUCAGAAGAAGAAGAAGGAAAAAGUGCCGGCAGAGGAGACCGUCGCAAAGGUUCCUUCUGCCGUCGCCGGGGAUUAUAGCCCCUACGAAAGGGAUCAUGUCAUCCGCGUUCUAAUAUCCGACGCCCGGCUGGCGGAUUCGAGCAAGGCGUGGCAGGAUUGCUGGCGGAAAUGUUCUCUGGUCCACGUCGUCGGGGGAAAAGCCCCAGUACGAGCCAUGGAGAGAAACGUCUUGGCUUCCCUGAGGCAUAUUUUGCUCUUGGAAAAGUCCAGUGAGAAGAAGUGGAUCGUGAUGGUGAUGGCCGGCUUUUACAACAUCAUGCAGGGAAAUUGCAGUGCCAAAAGUGUUUUGCGAGAGCUAUUGGACUUGAAGAAGGCCGUUCUGAAAAUCUUGCCGCCGGGAACGGUCGUGGUGUUAGGUACAGUGCCGGGGGUGUACAAGAAGCAGGUAAACGACCAAAAGAAGCUGAAAAUGUUUAAUGAAGUGAACGACAUGAUCACAAAGAAAAACCAAAGCUUCAACAAGGACGUGUCGAUAAUUCUGUCCAACCACGGCAAGAAGAGGUUUUCCGAAAUCGUCGAAAGUGACAUCGAAAUCACGAAAAUGGUCGAGGAUAUCCACAAGAGCUUCCUUCUGUGUACUCAGUUGGUCAUUCAUCCCGCGGUAGAUUAUCCCGCCGUCGCUGCUCCACCGGGAAGAGAAUCCUCGAGAGCAUCUGUCUCGGCUUCUGAAGAGGCUGUUCCUCUGCCCUGGAAGUCCGACCCUCACUGCUUCCCCGCUGAUAAAGAUAGUCACACACAACCGAAAGAGACGAAAGCAGAAAAUAAUUCAUCGAAUAUAUACGUGCUACACGAGGACCACAAUGUUGAAGUGGUGUACGUGUCAAGUCAAGGAGGCGUCAGCACAGAAAAGGCGUCCUUUAUAAUGGCGUCAGAUAAUCGCCUGAGAAAUAUCAGGCUCGCUUGGACAGCGGAGUUUCCUUUGGUCCACGUCCUCGGGAAGGAAAUGCCCGUGAGAGACUUGCAUGAGGGCUUUAUAACGGCGCUGACGAGGCUGCUAGUCGAAGAGAGUUUAUCGAGUGACAGGAGACUGGUAGUCGUGUUGUCAGCCGGUUCCUACAACAUUAUCAGAGGGUGCCAUGACCCCGACAGCAUCAUGGCAGAACUUUUGGAUUUGAGGAAGGCCAUCGAACGUGUUCUACCGCCUGGUGCCAUUACAGUCCUCUGCACUCUCCCUUGCACGUCAGGGAAGGGCCUGACGAAAAAGGCACAGGCUAAAGCGAGUGAAAUGUUUACGCAGGUGAACCAGCUGAUCACGGAGCAUUAUCGUCAACAAAUUCCCACGUCAGCCGUCAAGGUUAUUUCAGUAUUCGACACCAAAAGAGUCUCCGUGGUUUUGACGAAAGCGGAAAUUGCGAAAUUCACCCAUCCGCUUGAGCAAUGUUGCAAGUACUUCUCCGCGCCGGCAGUUUGCUGUUUCUGCCUUGUCCUGUCGAGCAAAUUGUCGGCAUCGUACACAAAGGGAAGCUUUUGUAUGGCUUGCGAUGCGUGCCUGAUGGAACUUUCUGCGCCGGAGUUGCCAGCUGACGUCGAAUCCGAUAGUUCCUCGGCGAAGGACAGCGAGCAGUCCCAAGUUCCCAGCCGCCCUGGGGAGGAGGAGGAGGACCUGGGUUGGAAGAAGAUAUUCCAGAUGAAAGAAUACCUGAAGGACAAGGAAGUCUUCACCUUGGUCUCUUUGUCCGACGCCCUUGCUGGUCUCCUCGCCGUCGCCUUCGACAAGGACCUGUUCGUUUUACUGAAGAAGGUCCUGAGGGAGGAGGCGAAGAGCGUGAAGCCCCUCUCGAGCUGUACAUACAACGAUAUCGCUCUUCUGGGCAUCACGGGCGAGCGCGCGGUGAACCUGACCCUGAACCGGCACGUGCCCAAAGAGCAAGGGGAGCUGCUGAUAAUGGCCGCGGUUAUCAUCAGGGAUUGUCUGCAGUCGUUGGCAUCUAGGGGAUAG
Messenger RNA from Penaeus chinensis, 2427 nucleotides. RefSeq lists its product as uncharacterized. Lineage: Eukaryota; Metazoa; Arthropoda; Malacostraca; Decapoda; Penaeidae. The record is from RefSeq and is a predicted model, not a curated record. The transcript has 7 exons. The coding region runs from base 211 to 2427 and encodes 738 amino acids.